AUGGCAGUGGUCUUAAAGUUCCCGCUACAUGUCGGACAUGUCAAAUUCAUCCACAGUGUUUGUUCUGAUGUUGUUUUUGAUCAGUCUCUCUCUAGUUUCUGCUUGUGCUCUGUUUGGUUUCCAGAUAAACUGAUUGUGAUCAGAGAGAAUCUGACGUGGUCUGAAGCUCUGAGAUACUGCAGACAGAAUCAUGUGGAUCUGGUCUCGGUUCAUUCACAAGAGAUGCAGCGUGAGGUGAUGAACGUGGUUAAACGAGCGUCUACUGAAGAGCUGUGGUUGGGUUUACACAACUACUGCAUCAUGAACAUGUGGCUCUGGUUGAGUGGAGAGACCGUGUGCUAUCAGAACUGGGCUCCAGGGAACGGAACCAAACCGGAAAACUGUAAACUCGAGAAAAGAAAAGGAGCAGUUCAGUCUGGAGGAGAUCAGCGCUGGAUCAGCCGUCCUGAAACCGACAAACUCAACUUCAUCUGCAGCAGAUAUUAA
This is a messenger RNA of Carassius carassius (crucian carp), 486 nucleotides long. Its product is annotated as lithostathine-1-alpha-like. The transcript has a single exon. The record is from RefSeq and is a predicted model, not a curated record. NCBI's taxonomy places the organism in Eukaryota, Metazoa, Chordata, Actinopteri, Cypriniformes, Cyprinidae. The coding region runs from base 1 to 486 and encodes 161 amino acids.